Molecule: messenger RNA, 1960 nt
Organism: Epinephelus lanceolatus (giant grouper)
Lineage: Eukaryota; Metazoa; Chordata; Actinopteri; Perciformes; Serranidae
Biological process (GO): regulation of gene expression
Cellular component (GO): nucleus
Source: RefSeq, a predicted model, not a curated record
AGAAGAAGAGGUGAAAGAGGUUUAUCCUGGUGCCUUGUUAUAGACCCUUUUGUCCCCCGUUAUUCCUGCUGUUUCCGCACCUAGUUUAUCUGAUACCAUCGGAGUGAAACACCAGUGCCCGUAUGUUCGGAUAAACUUGUCUAUGUGGACUUUUUGUAAGUUUUCAGGACGGAUCACGGCAGACUCCGUUAGCUAAAUAUGCUAACUGAAGCUAGCCUAGCGUGCUAGCUGGAAUUAGACGGAGAUAGAACUCGGUCACACAGCUCUAGUCACAGUGAGUAUUCAAUAGAGACCAAACUGUAUUUUUUGUGGACCCACAAUGUCUAGAUAAACCUGUCUGAAUGGAGUCUGUAGGUCCUUUCUAAUUUAAAACGCCCAGAUCAUCCUUCGGUGUCGUACGAAGCUAAUGAAGUUAGCUUGCUCUCUGGAAGUAGACGGAGGCGGCGGUAUCCAGUAACACGGCACACAUCAGAGUGAACAAACCGUCUUUAUCGGAGUGUGCCUGGAGGAAAGGUUGCUGUGAUUUACUAAAAAUGUCUAAAGUUCAAAUGCUGAGAGCUUUUGUCAACCAGCGACUAACUGCGGCUGCUGAAGAGAUCUUUGAGCUGUUUGAAACAACGAUAGCAGAGUACGAGGAGAAACUUGAGUUCAGUUCAAAAGAGAAUCACCGACAACGGAAACUACUGGACGCUGUUUACAACCCUGUCCGGUUACACAGAGCAGAAGUCCAGCAGCCGUUGUUGGUUAAAGAAGAGGUUCCUCCUGAGCAGCAAGAGUGGAGCUCCAGUCUGGACCAGGAUGAACCAGAGCCCCCACACAUUAAAGAAGAACAGGAGGAACUCUGGAGCAGUCGGGAGGGAGAGCAGCUUCAAGGGCUGGAGGAGGCUGAAAUAGAGUUCACAGUCACUCCUGUCCCUGUGAAGAGUGAAGAAGAAGAAGAAGAGAAAGCUCAGUCCUCACAGCUUCAUCAAAGACAAACUGAACAGAUGGAAACAGCUGAUGGAGAGGACUGUGGAGGACCAGAACCAGCCAGGAACUCAGAUCCAGAUAGUCCUUUACAACCAGAUACUGAUGACAAGACUUCACACUCUGAAACUGAGACUGAUGACAGUAGAGACUGGGAGGACACUCAGAAACCUCAGUCAGGUUUAAACUCUCUGCAAAGCAAUGACGCUCAUGUACCUGAGAAACCAUUUAUUUGCUCGGUUUGUGGUGAAAGAUUCACACACCAUCGUAACCUAAGACGACACUCAAGAGUCCACACAGGGGAAAAACCAUUUAGUUGCUCAAUUUGUGGUACAAGAUUUGCACAGAAGGCAGAUCUUAGUCGACACUUGACCAUUCACUCAGGGGAGAAACCAUAUAGUUGUUCAGUUUGUAGCCUAAGAUUCACGGACUAUGGAAAUCGUAGACGACACAUGAGAAUCCACUCAGGGGAGAAACCGUUUAGCUGUUCAGUUUGUGGGAAAACAUUUGCACAUAGGGGAGAUUUGAGAAGACAUUUCAUAGUCCACACAGGGGAGAGACCAUUUAGUUGUUCAAUUUGUGUUAAAAGAUUUGCACACAAGGGAGAUUUGAGACGACACUUGACUGUUCACACAGGGGAGAAACCAUUUAGCUGUUCAGUGUGUGGGAAAAGAUUCAAUCAAAAGGUAACUCUGAGACGACACUUGACUGUCCACACGGGGGAGAAACCAUUUAGUUGCAGUGUUUGCGACAAAAAAUUCACUAGGCCCUGUUACUUGAGAAACCACAAGUGUGUUGGCGAGAGCAGCAGUCAUAAGUGAAGUUGCAGAGAUGCUUGUUAAGCCUUUUUUGUCAGCAGAAAUGAAGUACUGAAGACAAGACUUUGUUCAAUACUGAUCAGCCAGAUUUAGUUAGAAUUGAAGCUAUAGUUGGUAAUCCUGUUCAGAAACACUUUUUGUUAUACUGGGUGAAAUGGUCCUUCCAUCCUGAGAGU